CGAAGUCUUUCGCAUCAUAUUCUCCGAUCCUCUGGCUGUUUGGCGUUUAAUUUGGAUUCAAUUGAAGAGGUAAUAUGGGUAAAGUGAAAGGGAAGCAUAGAUUAGAUAUCUACUAUAAGUUAGCCAAAGAACACGGCUACCGUUCCAGAGCAUCAUGGAAGUUAGUACAACUGGAUGACAAUUUUAGAUUUCUAAAAUCAGCGCAUGCUGUCCUCGACCUUUGUGCUGCUCCCGGUGGUUGGAUGCAAGUGGCCGUGCAACAUACACCCAUCGACAGCCUUGUACUCGGUCUUGAUCUUGUUCCCAUUGCUCCUAUACGAGGUGCCAUCGCUCUCCAACAAGACAUAACCAAAUCCGUUUGCAAGUCCAAGGUUAAACGAGUCAUGGAAGAGCACAGGGUUAUGGCUUUUGAUGUCGUUUUGCAUGAUGGAUCCCCUAAUGUUGGUGGUGCUUGGGCUCAAGAAAAAAUGAGCCAAAAUACUUUGGUUAUUGAUUCUGUUAAGCUGGCUACCCAGUUUUUGGCCCCUAAAGGCACCUUUGUCACCAAGGUUUUUAGGUCCCAAGAUUACAGUUCCGUUCUAUAUUGUCUCAAGCAGCUGUUUGAGGAGGUUAAAGUUUGGAAACCACAUGCUAGUCGCCCAGAAUCAGCUGAGACUUAUGUUUUGGGGCUAAGGUAUAAUGCCCCGGCAAAGAUUGAUCCACGCCUUCUUGAUUUCAAACAUCUAUUUCAGGGAUCGAUAGAACCACAAAAGAAGAUGAUAUAUCAAAAUUUUAGCUGGAUUUGGAUUAUUUAG
Molecule: messenger RNA, 794 nt
Organism: Hibiscus syriacus
Lineage: Eukaryota; Viridiplantae; Streptophyta; Magnoliopsida; Malvales; Malvaceae
Product: adoMet-dependent rRNA methyltransferase SPB1-like
Exons: 3
Coding region: 75-794 (239 amino acids)
Biological process (GO): rRNA methylation; maturation of 5.8S rRNA from tricistronic rRNA transcript (SSU-rRNA, 5.8S rRNA, LSU-rRNA); maturation of LSU-rRNA from tricistronic rRNA transcript (SSU-rRNA, 5.8S rRNA, LSU-rRNA)
Cellular component (GO): nucleolus; preribosome, large subunit precursor
Molecular function (GO): rRNA (guanine) methyltransferase activity; rRNA (uridine-2'-O-ribose)-methyltransferase activity
Source: RefSeq, a predicted model, not a curated record